Dama dama (fallow deer) is the source of this 3532-nucleotide messenger RNA. Its product is annotated as zinc finger protein 665-like. Gene Ontology annotation, molecular function: DNA-binding transcription factor activity; RNA polymerase II cis-regulatory region sequence-specific DNA binding. Lineage: Eukaryota; Metazoa; Chordata; Mammalia; Artiodactyla; Cervidae. Gene Ontology annotation, biological process: regulation of transcription by RNA polymerase II. The record is from RefSeq and is a predicted model, not a curated record. The coding region runs from base 212 to 2983 and encodes 923 amino acids. The transcript has 4 exons.
UCUCGCCGCGCCGAGAAGACCCGCCAGGCGCGCAGCGAGGUUCCGCCUCACCUUUCAAAGGCCCUAUGCUGGUCGGGCUUCUCUCCACCACCCACCCUCUGACGGCCUGCCCCCGCCUCCAGCCGUUCAGCUAUAUGUCUGCGCGUGCGCGCACCGUGACUCAAGUGGAAGCCGAGAGCGGCGAGUGGAACUCCCAGAACUGUGAAGACUCAUGGACGAAGAAGCCCAGGAGAGGAAAGAACAGGAGUCAGGCAUGGCUGUUUCUCAGGCACAGUUGACCUUCAAGGAUCUGUUCAUAGAUUUCACUCCCAAGGAGUGGGAAUGCCUGGACCCUGCCCAGAGGACCUUGUACAAGGACGUGAUGGUGGAGAUCCUCAGGAACCUGCUGUGUGUAGAUAUGUCUCAUAUAGAUAAGAUCAAGAAAUUACAGGCAAAAGUAAACAGUGGUAAAGGGGAGAUUUUUCAAAGAGUGAUGUUUGGAAGAGAUGAAAGCCUUGAAAUCAAAGAUUUUCACCUGAGGGACAUCCAGGAAAAUAUACAUGACUUUGAUUGUCUGUGGACAGAUGAUGAAAGAAAUGACAAACAAAUGUCUACAUCCCAUAACAAAAACCUCACUGAUGGAAGACAUCAUCCUAGUAGAAGUGAUGUAGGAAAGAGACCUUUUGAGAGGCACGGAUCAAGCUUUCAGAAUGAAUUGCAGGUGGUACAAUCUGAAGGGAUAAUUUCUGAAUGUAGUCAAGUUGUGACAAAUGUCAGGGCCACAGGUUUACCACCUCAGAGAACUCAUAAUGUCUGCAAAGGCUUUUCUCAUAAACAUGAGGAUGCUGUUAUGCAUCCUUCAGAACUGUUACCAGACCAUGAAACACAAAAGAAAAGACCUUACAAAUGUAAUGAGUGUGACAUAACCUUUCUUCAGGACUCAGAACUCACUGGACAUCAAAGAAUCCAUAUAGGAGGAAAACCAUAUAAAUGCAAUGUGUGUGGCAAGGCUUUUAAUCAAACUACAAAACUUGCAAUUCAUUGGAGAAUUCAUACUGGAGAGAAACCACAUAAAUGUGAUGUAUGUGGCAAGACUUUUAUUCAAAUUGGAAACCUUGCAGUUAGUCAGAAAAUUCAUACUGGAGAGAAACCAUAUAAAUGUGGUGUGUGUGAUCACUGCUUUCAACAAAGUACACACCUUGAAAAUCAUCAGAGAAUUCAUACCGGAGUGAAACCAUAUAAAUGUGAUGCUUCUGGAAAGGACUUUAGUCAAACUGCAAGCCUUGCACUUCAUCAGAGAAUUCAUUCUGGAGAGAAGCCAUACAAAUGCAAUGUAUGUGACAAGGCGUUUCGUCAUACUGGAAGCCUUACUGUUCAUCAGAGACUUCAUACUGGAGUGAAACCAUAUAAAUGUGAUGUGUGUGGCAGGACUUUUAGAGUAAAUUCACACCUUGCUGUUCAUUUGCGAGUACAUACUGGAGAGAAACAAUAUAAAUGUGAUGUAUGUGGCAAGGCCUUUAAUGAAGCUGCAAAGGUUGCAGUUCAUCAGAGAUUCCAUAUGGGAGAGAAACCAUAUAAAUGUGAUAUAUGUGGCAGAGCCUUUAGUCAAACUGCAAACCUUGCAGUUCAUCGGAGAAUUCAUACUGGAGAGAAGCCAUAUAAAUGUGAUGUGUGUGGCAAGGUGUUUACUCGUACUGGACAUCUUGCUGUUCAUCAGAGAGUUCAUACUGGAGAGAAGCCAUAUAAAUGUCAGGUAUGUGGCAAGUCCUUUAGUUCAAAUUCAAGCCUUGCAGUUCAUUGGAGAAUUCAUACUGGAGAGACACCAUAUAAAUGUGAUGUGUGUGGCAAGGCGUUUACUCAUAGUGGAGAUCUUGCUGUUCAUCAGAGAGUUCAUACUGGAGAGAAACCAUAUAAAUGUGAUGUAUGUGGCAAAGGCUUUAGUGAAACUUCAAGCCUUGCAGUUCACCGGAGAGUUCAUACUGGAGAGAAGCCAUAUAAAUGUCAUGUAUGUGGCAAGUCCUUUACUUCAAAUUCAAACCUUGUAGUUCAUUGGAGAAUUCAUACUGGAGAGAAACCAUAUAAAUGUGAUGUAUGUGGCAAGGCUUUUAAUCAGUCUCCACAUCUUGCAGUUCAUCAGAGAAUUCAUACUGGAGAGAAACCAUACAAAUGUGAUGCAUGUGGCAAAGUCUUUAGUGAAACUUCAAGGCUUGCAAUUCAUCAGAGAAUUCAUACUGGAGAGACACCAUAUAAAUGUGAUGUGUGUGGCAAGGCGUUUGCUCAUACUGGACAUCUUGCUGUUCAUCAGAGAGUUCAUACUGGAGAGAAACCAUAUAAAUGUGAUGUAUGUGGCAAAGGCUUUAGGGAAACUUCAAGCCUUGCAGUUCAUCGGAGAGUUCAUACUGGAGAGAAGCCAUAUAAAUGUCAUGUAUGUGGCAAGGCCUUUAAUCAGUCUACACAUUUUGCAGUUCAUCAGAGAAUUCAUACUGGAGAGAAACCGUAUAAAUGUGAUGUAUGUGGCAAAGGCUUUAGUGAAAGUUCAAGCCUUGCAGUUCAUCAGAGAGUUCAUACUGGAGAGAAGCCAUAUAAAUGUCAUGUAUGUGGCAAGUCCUUUAGUUCACAUUCAAGCCUUGCAGUUCAUCGGAGAAUUCAUACUGGAGAGAAACCACAUAAAUGUGAUGUAUGUGGCAAAGGCUUUAGUAUAACCUCAAGCCUUGCAGUUCAUCGGAGAAUUCAUACGGGAGAGAAGCCAUAUAAAUGUGAUGUGUGUGGCAAGGCGUUUACUCGUCCUGGACAUCUUGCUGAUCAUCAGAGAGUUCAUACUGGAGAGAAACCAUAUAAAUGCUAUGUAUGUGGCAAAGGCUUUAGCAUAACUUCAAGCCUUGCAGCUCAUCGGAGAAUUCAUACUGGAGAGAAGCCAUAUAAAUGUGAUGUGUGUGGCAAGGUGUUUACUCGUACUGGACAUCUUGCUGUUCAUCAGAGAGUUCAUACUGGAGAGAAAUCUUAAAAAUGUGAUGUGUGGCGGCAAGGACUUUAAUCAGACUGCAAAACUUGUUCUUCAUCGGAGAAUUCAUACUGGAGAGAAACCAUAUAUAUGUGAUGUAUGUGGCAAGGCGUUUGUACUGUUAACCUUGGUAUUCAUCAGAGAGUUCAUACGGGAGAGAAACCAGAUAAGUGAGGUAUAUGUGGCAGGGCUUUCAGUGUGAAUGCAAACUUUGCAGUUCAUCAGAGAAUUCAUACUGGAGAGAACCUUAGAAAUAUAAGAAUUGUGACAAACCAUUUAGGCACAGUCAUCCAUAACAUCAUCAGGCAGUUCAGACAGGAGAGAAACCAUGUAAAUAUGAUAUAUAUGGCCGGUGCUUUACUUACUGAUGAACUUAGAAUCCAUUGGAGAAUUCAUACUAAAGAGAAACAUUAGAAAUGUGACAGUUGUGAGAAACAUUUUAUUAAAAAAAAUUUUUGUUGUUAGUAUAUAUUACUACAGUUUAUUAAAUAAUGACACAAGAUUUAUGCCACAUUUUCCAACAGUGUUUAAAUAAAGAGUUCAAAAUAUAAA